GCGCGUCGCCGCCUGUUGCGUUCGCCCCUCCUUUUACUUUCGCCCAUGCGCACCGCUCUCUCCCGUGGCCUUCCUUUUCCUGGCGGCGACAGAGCGGCGCCGUCCUUCACCGGGUCUUCGUCGGUCCCUUCGCCGGCGACGAGCACCCACCAAUAAGGUGGAGCUCAGAUCAUUGGUGUCUCUUUUAUCUUUCACCAAGGACUCUGGUGCCUCAUUUUGCGAGCGGAACAAUAAGCUUGGUCUAGCAAAUAGAUUAUGAGCUCUUUGCUGAUCUAAUAGCAUUUCUACAAGAAUUCUUUUACUCGAAGGUUUAUUAGUUGUUUGCAACAAUGAAGGAUCAUCUAUUGCUCAAUGUUGAUGACCUAAGCAUUCCUGAGCCCAAUGAGGUCACUAGGGCAUUAAAGAACACAUCAUCUGGGGGAGCCUUUGCACGCCCACCCUCCAUGGCUCAUGCCGUUUUAGCAAUGGGAGAAAGCAUGGCUUCGGAAGAAGAACCUCUUCUACAGAUGGUGGAGUGUCGCAUUUGUCAGGAGGAGGAUAGUAUUAAAAAUCUAGAGAGUCCAUGCGCUUGCACUGGCAGUCUAAAGUAUGCUCAUCGGGCUUGUGUGCAGCGAUGGUGCAAUGAGAAAGGAGAUGUAACAUGUGAAAUAUGUCAUGAGCCUUACGAACAUGGGUACACUGCACCUCCCAGAGCUCAUCCUGAUGAAACUACCAUUGAUAUAAGUGGCGGCUGGACCAUUACUGGUACGGCAUUUGACUUGCGUGAUCCUAGAAUCCUUGCAGUGGCACAAAACCAUAUCCUGGAAGCUGAAUAUGAUGAUUAUUCUGCCACGAAUGCCAGCACUGCUGCCUUUUGCCGCUCCGCUGCUCUUGUUUUAAUGGCUCUCUUAUUGUUGAGACACGCACUGACUCUAACUGAUGAAGAUGAUGAUGAUACUUCUGCAGUAUUUUCACUUUUUCUAUUGCGCGCUGCCGGUUUCCUGCUACCAUUCUACAUUAUGGCAUGGGCAAUUAGUAUCUUGCAGCGCCGCAGACAGAGACAGGAGGCAGCUGCUCUAGCUGCAACGGAGGUGGCAUUCAUCCUGCAGUCGGGGCAAGGGAGGGGAAUGCAUUUCACCAUUGCACCAGACUCCCCUGCCACACCUCAGCAUGAACCACCACACCCUUAAUGAUAUCUAUGAAGGAGUGGCUGGCUGUGGCAAUGGUCGCAGCGACCGCAGAUUGCUUACUUGCACCGGAUCCCCCAAGGAUUCAUUUAUCGUGGUUGCAGUCUAGUGCAGAACCAGAUAAUUUCCACCAGAAGUUUCAUUGCAUAUCAGUGUACUGAGUGCAAAGAUGCAUGUUCGUGCUUUGGAUUUCGCUAGUGCGUUUUGCAUGUUGGCUGGGAAGUAACGGGGUGUAUAUAACUUAACAGAGAUAUCGGGGGCCUGAUUGCCCCAAUUGUCAAAGUUUGAAAAACGGCACUUUCUGAGGCGUGUGUUUGAUGUGAUCUCUACAUAUGGCUUCCGAGUCAGCCAGAUCAUGUCCUGACGAAUUCUAACCCUGUUGAUGUAUAAAUAUAUGCGCGAUAA
Messenger RNA from Panicum hallii, 1571 nucleotides. RefSeq names its product E3 ubiquitin-protein ligase MARCH7. The transcript has 9 exons. Gene Ontology annotation, cellular component: membrane. Gene Ontology annotation, molecular function: ubiquitin-protein transferase activity; zinc ion binding. Bases 330 to 1169 code for a protein of 279 amino acids. Gene Ontology annotation, biological process: protein ubiquitination. NCBI's taxonomy places the organism in Eukaryota, Viridiplantae, Streptophyta, Magnoliopsida, Poales, Poaceae. The record is from RefSeq and is a predicted model, not a curated record.